UUCAGCAAGGCGAGUUUGGAUGGAGGAGAAGUGAACGGGCGACCUUGGAUGGUGAAGAAGUGAGCGGCUCUCUUUUGAAGUACAGAGUCUUUAAGAAAAUGACAGGAAGGGCAAGGGGAAGAUCUCGCGGUCGGGGGCGAGGUGGAGGAGAUGGGUCACGGCCCGGAGAUUGUGCUCAACGUGUGGCUCCUGAGCAAGUACCAGUGGUUGUUGGACGUGGGAGAUCCCGAGGUCCCCCAUCAGGCCAAAUAUCACAGCCACAGCGACCCGUUGCACCACCUACGGAGGCCAUGGCCGGGAUGAGUGUAAAAGAACAGAGACCUCCUGUGCAGAGUGUGUCGGGAGCAAGAGAACAGAGACCACGGUUAUCAAGAGAUGUAGACGACAAUGUUGUUACAAAGCCAGCCCACCUUAUUGACAAAAUGGGAAACACCGGAUCAGGCAUAGAUUUGGUGACCAACCACUUCAAACUAAAAACGAAAACAAAUUUCGGGGUUUACCAGUACACUGUCAGCUUUAAUCCUGAGGUAGAGGCAAAACGUGCUCGUGUUGCGAUGUUACGGAGCAAGAGUGAUCUACUUGGGCAAGUUCACGCCUUUGAUGGCAUGACUCUUUAUUUGCCAACUCGCCUUUCCGAAGUCGAAACAAGGUGUAAUAUUACUCGGCCACAAGGAGAUGUUGUUCAAAUGGCCAUCAAGUUUACAAAUGAAGUUCCCCCAGAUUCUCCAUCUAUGCUGCAGUUGUACAACAUAAUAUUUCGAAGGAUUCUAAAGAACAUUGGUAUGCAGCAAGUUGGGCGGAAUUAUUACAACACCUCACAGCCAAUUGUAAUUCAAAAGUUUGGGUUGGAACUGUGGCCUGGUUAUUCAACCUCAAUCUUGCCAUAUGAGACCGACUUUCUAUUGUCAGCAGAUGUCUCUCAUAAAGUGCUAAGAACAACAACUGUUUUAGAGUAUCUUUAUGAGCUCUAUGAGCGCUAUGAGCGCACGGGUCGAAAAGGUGAUUUCCAUGGAGAAGCCACAAAGAAGCUUGUAGGCCAGAUUGUUCUGACAAGGUACAACAAUAAGACAUAUCGCAUAGAUGACAUUAAUUGGGACCUAUUCCCAAGCAACACCUUCCAUGGAAGGUUUAAGGGGGAAGAGAGAGACAUCACCUACAAGGAAUAUUACCAAGAGACCUAUGGCAAGGAAAUUGGAGAUAUGGAACAACCACUCCUUGUUAGUCGACUAAAGAGAGAGCCUGGACAGAUGACCAGAAUCCCUAAUGGUGAACUUCUUCUGGUACCAGAAUUGUGCUUCUUAACAGGGCUUACUGAUGAGAUGCGUAAUGAUUUUGGUAUGAUGAAGGAUCUUGCAGUUCACACUCGUGUUGAUCCCAAGGCACGCAAUCAGUCCCUGAUGAGGUUUAUUAACUCAAUAAAGAGUAAUGCGGAUGCAUCAGCAGAAUUGUCAGGUUGGAAUUUAGAGUUUGAGGACAAGACCCUUCAGAUGUCAGGAAGAGUUCUUCCUCCAGAGAAGAUUUUCCAGAAGAAUAAGAGUUUUUCUUAUGAACCAAGGACUGCUGAAUGGUCAAGAGAAAUGAGGGGAAAUCCACUGCAAAGCACUGUAAAUCUGAACAACUGGACUCUUAUUUACACCAAUAGAGACAGUGGUAAUGCAAAAGAUUUUGCACAAACUUUGAGCAGGGUUUGCGGCCCUAUGGGUAUCCAAGUCUCAAAACCUUACGAGUUUGAGCUCAAUAAUGACAGAACUGAAAGUUACUUGCAUGCCAUUAACGAAAGAUACUGCAGUUCACUUCAGAUGGUAGUUGCUGUUUUGACAACAACCCGCAAAGAUCGCUACGAUGCCAUAAAGAAGUGUUGUUGUUUGGAAAAACCAGUUCCAUCUCAGGUCAUUGUCAGCCGAACCAUCUCGAAGAAGCAGAUGCUAAUGAGUGUAUGCACCAAAAUUGGCAUCCAGCUAAACUGUAAACUUGGCGGUGAAGCAUGGGCCGUGGAAAUUCCUUUGAAGAAGACUAUGGUGAUAGGAAUUGACACUUACCAUGACAGUUUGCAAAAAGGCCGCUCUGUUGGUGGAUUCGUUGCAAGUACAAACCCAACCCUCACAAAGUAUUAUUCAAGGGUGACUUUCCAACAUACGGGAAUGGAGCUAAUUGAUGGUCUGAAGACUUCUAUGACUGCGGCUCUCAAGAAAUAUGGGGAAUUGAAUGGUGUCUUGCCAGAUAGAAUUAUCGUCUACCGUGAUGGUGUUGGCGAUGGCCAGUUGAAAACUGUUGUGGGUCAUGAAGUUCCACAGCUGAAAGCUUCCUUCCAGGAUCUAGCAUCGGGAUACGCACCGAAAUUUGCAGUAGUCAUAGUGAAGAAGAGGAUCAGUGCCAGAAUCUUCCACAAAACUAAUGGGGACGUCAAUCUGAGCAAUCCACCCCCUGGCACUGUUGUUGACUCGGUUAUCACAAAGAAGCAGUGGUAUGACUUUUUCUGUGUAAGUCAGUCAGUUCGUCAAGGAACAGUUUCACCCACCCAUUACAACGUGAUCGAAGACAGCGCUGGUCUGAUGCCAGAUCACUUCCAGCGGCUUACUUACAAGUUAACACAUCUGUACUAUAACUGGCCGGGUACCGUACGCGUACCAGCUCCUUGCCAGUACGCCCAUAAGUUGGCUUUCCUGGUUGGACAAUCACUUCACAAGGAACCCAGUAGUGAACUCGCUGACAAGCUGUUUUUCCUUUAAUGGAAGAUGUCUGCAGUGCAAAAGUGUUUACUUCGUUUCUGUUGUUGUUGUUGUUGUUGUUUUUUUUUUUUCAUCUAAUCACCGUUAGUCCUAAGAAAGGACAAGAUGAAAGUUGUUGCGUUUCGUUUGGAGGUUGAUUGAAUAUCGUUGAUAUAAACGGAGGAAAAUUUUUCAUUAUAGCACAGAAAGACUUUUUCUCUUUCAUUGAAGAUUACUACAUCACUCUUUUGCGAAUAAGCGUAUUUCAAAUGUUUCUAUUUUCACAGAAAAACUAUUAAAUUGUUGUUUUAAAUGUU
Molecule: messenger RNA, 3025 nt
Organism: Stylophora pistillata
Lineage: Eukaryota; Metazoa; Cnidaria; Anthozoa; Scleractinia; Pocilloporidae
Product: piwi-like protein 1
Molecular function (GO): protein binding; RNA binding
Source: RefSeq, a predicted model, not a curated record